Molecule: messenger RNA, 1212 nt
Organism: Bactrocera neohumeralis
Lineage: Eukaryota; Metazoa; Arthropoda; Insecta; Diptera; Tephritidae
Product: serine protease grass-like
Exons: 6
Coding region: 123-1181 (352 amino acids)
Biological process (GO): proteolysis
Molecular function (GO): serine-type endopeptidase activity
Source: RefSeq, a predicted model, not a curated record
UAAGUUUUAAAGCGGCUUCAAUCGGGGUUUACUUUAUGGUGAAAAUAUCAGCAAAAUAAACAUAAAGUGGCUGGGUUCUAAAAAUUGAUGAAACGGUUCUUACAUUGCAUGAACUAAUUACAAUGAAUUUCCUAUACGCUUACUAUUGCAAAGCAAAUGGCCGCAUUGGACAAUGUUCUUUCUCUGAAGACUGUGCAUGGCCAAUGGAGAUGGUUAGAUACAACGCAGAUUGCGCAAAAUCUGGACUUAGUGGUGAUGUUGUAUGCUGUUUAAGGCCAACAUAUCGUCCGAUAAGAACCACUAGAAGAACUACAACACCUGCCACAAUACUGGAAAAGGAAACCAUAAAUCCUCGUGGUCUCGCUUUACUCAAUCAACACGAUUGUGGCAAUGUGGAGGAUACUCGCGUUGCUAAUGGCAUAGAUGCUAUGCUAGGUGAAUUUCCGUGGAUAGCAUUACUACUCAGUUCUGAGAAGAAUACAAUGUGUGGCGGUUCUGUAAUAACAGAACGCUUUGUUUUGACAGCGGCUCACUGCAUUCAGAAUAAUUUACAAUUUGUGCGCCUGGGCGAACAUGACCUGAUGACCGAAGAAGAUUGCUUAUCCAUCGGUUAUUGUCAAACAUUUGUAGAAUUUCGUAUAGAUCCAAUCCAGAAACCGUUUAUACAUCCCGACUACAACGCGGUGAACAAGCACAAAGAUAUUGCUUUGAUAAAACUUGAAGAAGCUAUCGACUUUCAAGCUUACCAUCAUAUCAAACCCAUUUGUUUGCCAACAUCACCAAGUGAUUACGCUAUGUUGCCAACGGAUAAUUUAGUGUUAGCCGGUUGGGGACUAACCGAAAGUAAUGACGUGCGCGGUUCUGAUAUUCUACAGAAAGGUUAUCUCAAACUCGAAGCUUUGGAUAUUUGCCAAAAAUUACACUCAUUCUAUGAUAUAGAUCAAUCUAAGCUCUGUGUUAAGUCUGGUGCAAACCAUACGGUUUCUUGUCAAGGCGAUUCUGGUAGCCCCAUAUUUUGGGAAACCAAGUACAUGAGGGGCAGGUUCUGGCGAAAACAUUAUACGCAAGUUGGUUUGGUAUCCCUGGGUGGUAAAGUAUGUGGCAAGUUAACUUCAAUACCAUAUGCAUACGAAAAUAUCACCGAUUCCAUGCCGUGGAUAACGAAUACUAUUUUAAAAUGAAAUCGCCAUAAUAAAGUACUUGAUUAAGUUA